UAGACUCUCUCUCUCUCGUGUUGUGUUCUCGGAAGAGAGAAGUAGUGAAAACUCGCCGCGCAAACAUAUCUCGUACGAGCCCCCCGUGCGGAUCGGCCUGAAUUAAUAACAAUACGACUCUUAUCGGUCGGUUAUAUUACAUAUAUAUAGAUAAAGAAGUGCAUCGACUCAAUAAUGACGCUGAGGAGCAUCGGAAAGCUACUCUCGCGGCCGCUGUCAUCCGCGUCCAAGUGCAGCAGUUGCAGUAGUGGCCAUCAGUUGAUUCUCGGUCUGCGUAACUUCUCGCUCAGCAGCUCGUACAGCAUGAGGUUCGUGCAGUUCGUCAACAAAACCGGUGGGCCGCAGCAUCUCGGCGUCCAGCUCCAGCAGGGAGGCGACAUAAUCGCCAUCUCGGUGCUGAACUCGCGGAUUCCCAACACGCUGAAGAAAUUCCUCGAGGGCGGCGAGGACCUGCUGAAAAAGGCAAAGAGGUUGGUCGCCGAGGGCCGAAGCGUCAUAUCCGAGAAAGAUGUCAUACUGCUGCCACCGGUCACGCGCAUGGACAAGCUGGCCUGCGUCGGUUUGAAUUACAGCGGCCACUGCAAGGAACAGAAUAAAGAGCCACCGUCGAGUCCGGUGAUCUUCAGCAAGUUCGCGAGCAACGUCAUCGGCCCCUACGACGACAUACACCUGCCAACGAUAUCGGAGAAAGUCGACUGGGAAGCCGAGCUGGCCAUCGUGAUCGGCAAAAAGUGCAAGGGCCUGAACAAUCACGAGGCCGAGGACUGCAUCUUCGGUUACACCGUGGCGCAGGAUCUGUCGGCGCGCGACUGGCAAAAGGGCACGCGCAACGGCGGCCAGUUUUUGCUCGGCAAGGCCAUGGACAAUUUCUGCCCGCUGGGGCCGGCCGUAGUGACCAAAGAGGCCGUCGCCGACGUCAAGAAUCUCGCCGUCAGGACGUGGGUCAACGGCGAGCUCAAGCAGGACGGCAAUACCUCGGAAUUGAUUUUCAAGACUCACGACAUCGUGGCUUAUCUGUCUCAAUUUUUCACUCUGCUGCCUGGAGACGUUAUCUUGACCGGAACACCAGCCGGUGUGGGCUUCGCGCGUAAUCCCCCCGAGUAUUUGAAAAAAGGAGAUAUCCUCGAAACCGAGAUUGAGAGUAUUGGACGUUUGAAGAACAAAUGCAUCUGAUGUUUCGACAGUAAUACCAUGUAUUGCUCGAAAUCAAUCAGUUCCAAUGAUGAAGUUUUAGCUUCUGCUCGAAACUUUCAAGUCAUAAUAUAGUUGCUGUUAUAUCUCUAAAAAUUUUAAAAUGUGAUUGUGCUUGUAAAAUAUUCAUUCUAAAGCCAUUUUAACACAAUUACUCUACCGGUCAGCCACCAAUACUUAAACUCCACAAGUAGUAAAUAUUUACAUGAAUCAAAUAUCACCAAUAUUGAUUAGUCACUUAUAUAUAAAUGCGCUACACGAGUAUUAUAAUCUUAUAAUGUUCAUCAUUGUAUUUCAUGAUUUUACAAUCAACGGUAAUAUAAUCAAAAAAGUCAGUAGCGAAUCAAACAAACAUUAAUGUACGUAAUAUAAUAAGAUACUCUCUACAUAUUGUUCAAGAAAUACUUUACCAGGUUUAAGCAUGUUUUUGUGAUUUGUGAUAAUACAUCUAGUACUUCAAAUAAAAUUUGAACUGUUAAAAAAGCACGGAAUUUUAUUUAAUCAAUUGUAUUUUGACCUGUUGCAGGAUAUAUUUAUUUCACUUUUUAAUAAAAGUUUUGAGAAAACUUAUUCAUUUAUACACCAUAAAGUAAAUUAAUACUUGUACAUUUUAACCAAUAGAUAUUUACAAAAAUAUAUUUACAAUUUGUAAAAUUACAAAGUCAUUUUUAAAGCUGUACAAAAUUCAUGUCAUUAAAUAUUUACUUAUUUUAA
Trichogramma pretiosum is the source of this 1905-nucleotide messenger RNA. RefSeq names its product fumarylacetoacetate hydrolase domain-containing protein 2A. The transcript is spliced from 6 exons. The record is from RefSeq and is a predicted model, not a curated record. Bases 175 to 1173 code for a protein of 332 amino acids. NCBI's taxonomy places the organism in Eukaryota, Metazoa, Arthropoda, Insecta, Hymenoptera, Trichogrammatidae. Gene Ontology annotation, molecular function: hydro-lyase activity.